AUGGCGCGCGUGCUCCUGGCUGCGGCGGCCGCGGCGACUUCGAGCGCCCUAGGAAAUUUUUUCAGACUCCAAACUCCAGUUUCCGCAGUAAGAACGUUUUCCAUGUCACAGUCAUCGUAUAAAGUAUCCGAUUCUGUGUGGAAUCUGGGCCAACUCAAUCACGUCGCCAUAGCAGUGCCAGACUUGGAAAAAGCGUCAACAUUUUAUAAGGAUAUCCUUGGGGCCCAGGUCAGUGAAGUGGUCCCUCUUCCUGACCAUGGAGUAUCUGUUGUUUUUGUCAACCUGGGGAAUACCAAGAUGGAACUGCUUCAUCCCCUGGGCAGUAACAGUCCGAUUGCGGGUUUUCUGCAGAAGAACAAAGCUGGAGGAAUACAUCACGUCUGCAUUGAGGAGCGGGGGGCGAGGGUCGGGCGGAGGCCCCUGCGUGCCCGCCGCGCCGCGUGCGCCUGGAAGAGGCGGCCCUGCGUGCCUUACGCCGCGUCCCGGCCGCGCCCGCCGCUAUUCAGCUUCCCGGCCUCAUUAGCAGUCACCGUGUGCCGCUUCCCUCGGCUCACAAAGAGCUGCGACGCGGCGGCGGCGGUGCGCCUCGGCCUCGCGGACUCGGUGGCGGGGCGAGGUCGGCUGCGCCCCCGCGAAGCCCGCGGUCGAGCAGGUGAGCGGGGAGCCUGGCGCGCCCACUGGCCCGUGGCUGCAGCCGAGGGACGCCCGGGCCGGCGCGGGGACGGAGCGCGGGGUGUGGGUGGAGGGGCGCGGAUGCUGCGGCCCGAGCGGGGCUGCUGGCCGGGCCAGGAGCACGGGGGAAGGCGAGGCUGCGUGCUGCUGGGGGCCGAGGUCUGCACCAGCGUCAGCAUCCCUGGGGGACCUCCUGAGCCCGCGAGCGGGCGUGGCGGGGUGGGCGAGCGGUUCGUGCGUCUCGGGUGGGGGGCUCCCCAGCUCUGGUUCCGCCGCUUUGCUUGGUGCAGGCACGAAGUCCCCGCGCCAGGCUGCAACUCCCAAGUUUGGGGCAGAUCCCGGUCCCCUGCCUCGCUGGAAGCCAAGCUUGCAUCUUCGCCCCCGCCCUUUUCCUCUAUAAGAGCCACUCAAGGAGAAAUCCCAUACUCUGUUUCCCCUGGGCCACCGCGCGCUGCUGGGAGCCCAGUGCGGUCCUGUGUCUGGACCGGCCCCUAG
Messenger RNA from Chrysochloris asiatica (Cape golden mole), 1167 nucleotides. RefSeq lists its product as uncharacterized. Gene Ontology annotation, molecular function: methylmalonyl-CoA epimerase activity. Bases 1 to 1167 code for a protein of 388 amino acids. The transcript is spliced from 3 exons. Gene Ontology annotation, cellular component: mitochondrion. Lineage: Eukaryota; Metazoa; Chordata; Mammalia; Afrosoricida; Chrysochloridae. Gene Ontology annotation, biological process: L-methylmalonyl-CoA metabolic process. The record is from RefSeq and is a predicted model, not a curated record.